Molecule: messenger RNA, 1007 nt
Organism: Prorocentrum cordatum
Lineage: Eukaryota; Dinophyceae; Prorocentrales; Prorocentraceae
Source: the annotation of a GenBank genome assembly
CCUCGACCGCAGCCGCACACCCUGCGCGCCGCCGGCCUGCAGUUCGCGGACGGCGUCUUCAGGCACGUCUACACGAACAUCGUCGACCACCUCACGGACGUGCGGGCCUUCGCGGCGGAGGCGCACCGGGUCCUCGGCGACGGGGGGCGCCUCUGGGUCGACCUCGGCGUCCCGCCGGCGGGGGCCGGCGUCGGCACGUUCGAGGUGAGGAAUUUGCGGGACGAGGUGAUCGACUUCGAGCAGAAUGUGUCGACACAUUUUGAUAUUAUUGACAGCCGCACUGGCGAAGGCAACCCUUUCUACGAGCGGGAGAUAUUCUACACUUUCCGGCGCCGCGCAAAAGUUUCGGACGUGUUGGAGGCGUGAUCUCCCGGGUUUGUCGUUCGCCUUUCGGUGUCCGCCAAGGUUGGCAGGGGCAAUGGCGCUCCUGGGAGGGGCAACGCUUCCUGGGUGGCACACCGAAAGAAUACCUCUUCACUACUGGAUCGUGACGACGGUGGCUCGUCCGACGAUGACCAGCGCGACAAGCAGCAGGAGGAGCCCCAUCCGUUAGAGAAUUUUGUGGCCAGCGAUGAACCCGCAUUUGUGGCUUUGAGGGACGCUGAGCCGCCACCACAGGAUUCCUCCCUCUCUGUGCCAGUGGUCGAAUUACCACAGGUGCAGAUGAGUUGCGCGUCCUGCACGAGGUCUCACUGCGUAAAUUCUUGUCGAGUGACGAACUGUCCAACGAAGACGCGGAGGUUGUCCCGAAGAUGCCCCCUCAAAUCCAUUGAGGUUCCAGCAUGUCCAUGGGUUAUUGUCGCGCACGGGGCAAAAACGAAAUGUGCAUUCGAUAGCCCUACCGCAGAUGAAGUCGACUGACAUCUUCGUGGCAUGCGUCUGGACUCCUUGAAGUAGUGGGAAAAAGAUUGCUUGACGAAAUGCUCUAGCCCCUGCUGUUUCAUCCUAAAGUUGCCAAGCUGUUGGCUGCCAGGAGCCCGCGUCCUAACGGAAGGGCACUGCCCAAU